AUUUGCCAGCAGCCACGAAGAGCCAUGCGCUGGAUGUACGUCGUGGCGAUCUUGCUAUUGCAGCUCGCACAAGCUCGCCUCAUCGUCGACUGGCCCCACACGCGGUCGCUCGACGAGAAGAAGGCGAUGGCGAUCGCAUUUGUUGAAGACCAGCUCCGGCAGCACGCAGUGCCGGGCUUUGCCCUUUCGGUCGUUUACCAGAACGAGACGGUACUUACCCGCGGCUUUGGGACCAAACAAUACGGCAACGACUCGAACGUCGUGACUGAAAACACGCAGUUUCAGAUUGGGUCGUUCACCAAGACAUUUAUUGCGCUGGGGAUCGCCAAGCUGGUCGAUGAAGGACGCUUGAGCUGGGAUGACCCGGUCAAGCUCCGUCUCCCGUGGUUGGAGCUUGUUGACAAGUACGCGGAGAAGUACGCGACGCUCGGCGACCUCGCAGCCAUGAACUCGGUGUUCGGCGCAUACGAAGGCGAUAUUGCCUUGAACGUGGGCCUGUACUCGGACGAGCAGACGCUUGUGCGGGCGCUGCGCGGCUUCCAAACGACCCGACGCCUCCGUCCUGGCUACGCCUACGCCAACUUGAACUUCGUGAUCCUCGGCCAAGUGAUUGCGCAUGAGACAAAUACGACGUGGGCCCGGUAUCUCGAUGCAACCUUCUUCCAGCCGCUUGGCAUGACCAACACGUUUGCAUCCGUGCCGGACGUGCCAUCAAAUGGCGACCUCUCGUUCGGCCACGUCAUCUGCAACGGCCAAGUGGCUGGACCGUAUCAUUUGCGAUCGUCGCCCGAGAUUGCACUUGGGUACAAGAACGGGCGCGAUGCGUCAGGCUCGAUCAUCUCGACCGCGGCAGACCUCGCGAUCUUCGCCAAGUUUCUCCUCUCGAAAGGCGCGGGUAUCUUUCGCUCGCCCACGACCAUCGAAGCCAUGAUCACGGGCCACACCAUUGCUCCCAAGGCAGCAUCGACCGCCAAAGUAUUGGGCUACUCGUAUGCGCCCGACGGUAGCGCCAUGACCGCUGGCUACGGCUUUGACGUGACAAGCGCCGUCAUGUUUGGCCGUCAUUACUUUGACAAGGGCGGCGACAUGAUUGCGUUCAAAACUCGGAACGGGUUUCUGCCCAAAGAGCAGUUAGGUAUCGUGCUGCUUGCCAACGCCGAGGCCCAAGAUGGUCCGUUCGAAGACGCCGUCUUGUCCGAUCGCAUGCGCACGUACCUCACUGGUAUCUUCCUCGGCAUCCCCGAGCGGACGCUGGCUCGGGGCCUCGAAGAGGCGAUUACAGCCGCAAAGGCGCUGCGUCCACCGACGCCGUGUGCGCCACGCCUCUUUGAUGGCGCGUCGUGGGCCGAGCUGAGCGAUCCGAUCCCGGCUGCCACCCAGAACGCUUUGAUUGGCUCGUACGCGGCGACGAUCUCGACCGAGUAUUAUGGCAACUUGACCAUCUCGCGUGGCCAGAACGGUGCUCUCCAGCUGCAGUAUGGCGCCUACUCGGCGCCGGUCUAUUUUGCACGCAACUCGGCGACGACGCUGUUGUGGGCGCUGGAUGCCAUGUCGACCGGCGGCCUUUCGUUUCCAGUUGACGGUCUCAACACGUCCACGCCAACGCUCCUCGUGGACGGUGGGAUGGUAUUCACGAAACUCUCUUAUUCAUAAGAAGGAUGACAUUCCUUGUAUGGACGUCAUGAUAUGUAUCGCCGCGCCCGAAGAGAGACAUAAUGAAUCUAC
Messenger RNA from Saprolegnia parasitica CBS 223.65, 1725 nucleotides. RefSeq lists its product as hypothetical. NCBI's taxonomy places the organism in Eukaryota, Oomycota, Saprolegniomycetes, Saprolegniales, Saprolegniaceae. The coding region runs from base 25 to 1653 and encodes 542 amino acids. The transcript is spliced from 3 exons. The record is from RefSeq and is a predicted model, not a curated record.